Molecule: messenger RNA, 5538 nt
Organism: Porites lobata
Lineage: Eukaryota; Metazoa; Cnidaria; Anthozoa; Scleractinia; Poritidae
Source: the annotation of a GenBank genome assembly
CUCUUAUCAAACACUGAUGACUGUGAUCCUUACCCGUGUGUAAAUAAUGGAACAUGCAUAGAUGGUGUGAACAACUAUUCUUGUGCAUGCUCUCCUGGCUUUGAAGGGAGGAACUGCAGCAUCAGUAAGUUUUCCUUUCGUGUUGACCUAUUUCUCAUCGGUCAAUGGUAACGGUUUUGAGAUGUUAUUGGGCAUGAUAUGUUUCUUCGCCAGACCAGUAAAAGUUGUCUUUAUCGCAUGAAGUCUGGAUUUUUCGCUUUCUUCCAGACAAAGAUGACUGUGAUCCUUACCCGUGUGUAAACAAUGCAACAUGCAUAGAUGGUGUGAACAACUAUUCUUGUGCAUGCUCUCCUGGUUUUGAAGGGGGGAACUGCAGCAUCAGUAAGUUUUUUUUUUAAGAGAGAAGGUUUAGAACGGUUUUUUUUUUCACGUUAUUUUAAUAAAUCAUCGGUUUUGUAGGUUUCAUGAUUGUUUGGCAAGCUGAAAUUUUUUCCUUCUUGAAUAGAAGAUUAAUCUAUAGAUUUAGCCAGGGCAAAAAGCGAAGCUCUCCAUAAUAUUUAUAGUUUUCUCCAGGAAAAUAUGAAAUCGUGUAACGCUAUAAGCGGCGAAGGCAACGAGAAUAAUGAAAAAAACAACAAUAGGUCUAAUUAGCAAAAAAGCACUUUGCUCGUGCAGCACACUUUUUUUUGUACAUUUCUUUGCCGUUGUUUUGCACGACUGCAACGUAAACAUUCCAGAAACUUCCUAGCUACAAGUUUUAUGAAGGAAAUGUCGUACCUUUUGUUCACUUGUUUUACUGCCGCUCACCUUGGUGGCCGCUAGCAUUUUCAUUUUCUCACCGUCGCUAAAAAAUUUUCAUGUUGUUCUUCCAAAAAUUUGUGGGCAUGACAAAUAAUCUAAGCUUAACACUUUAGACAACACGCAUACAGAAACAACGCCUGCUUUCCGUUUUUGUCUUCAUUGACUCUUUAAAUGGUUGUCUCUGCUUCCGAGACUCUGUUGACUAUGCGAUUUCCCGCCGAAAUAACCUCUAGUUGCAUUUAGAUUGCCAUACCUGUUGAUUAAGUUAUUUUACAUUGGUAUGCCUGUGGGGAGAACGGACGGACGGUCGGUCGGUCGGUGGUUUUUUUAUUUUCUUAGGUAUGGGGCUAAGCUCGCGCGCACGUGGAGCACCGCUGUUAAUAAAUACUUUCUUACCCAUGUUAAAGAUUCCAGUAGGCUUGAAGUAUGAAAGUUCAUAAUGCCCAAUAGUGAAAAAAAUGUGUUUUCGAACAUUUUUUUUUCCUUUAAACAUGAGUUUGUAAGACCACAAUUAAUCAUAUGAACUGUAUACAACUUUUCUUCUCAUCAGAUAUUGACGACUGUUAUCCUAGCCCUUGUGAAAACAAUGGAACAUGUAUUGACGGUGUGAACAGUUACAUUUGCACUUGCCCACCUGGAUUUGAAGGAAAGAACUGCUCCAUAGGUAGGUUCUUAAACAGUUGUUAUUUAACACCAGUUUCAGAUCACGAAAGCCAACAACAACAUUUUCAAGUUGCAGUAGUCGUAUAUUUAAGGUCUAUCCAAGUCUGUCUCCUUCUCUGUCCGUUAAUCGACUACUUAAAGUUGUAUUUUUUUCUGUUCAGUUUUUUUUAUUCCUUGGUUCAUUUCAGACACCGAUGAUUGUUAUGCUUACCUGUGUUUAAACAAUGGAACAUGCAUAGAUCAUGUGAAUAACUACACUUGCGCAUGCCUUCCUGGCUUUGAAGGGAGAAACUGCAGCAUCAGUAAGCUUUUUUAUUAUAAUAUUUAAAAAAAGGGUGUUUUUAACUUAAAAUUAAUAUGAGUUUGGACGAUUUCAAGUUGUUAUAGUAGAGAACAGUUUUCUUCGUAGGUCUAGUGAUAGGUUCUUCCUAAAGUCCUUCUCCCUUUUUUAUCAUUUUAAAUAUAACAUGUACUCCAGUAAACGAUAAAGUUCCGUCGAAAGGAACUCUUAUAGUUUUAUUCUGUAUUAUUAGGUUAUUUUUUAUAUAAAUAUUUACUAAAAAAAUACGUGUAUUAAAAGAAGCGCUUAUUGAAUCGCGUAAUUUGUGUGCAUUUUGGUAUUUCAUCAGAUACUGACGAUUGUUAUCCCAAGCCGUGUGAAAAUAAUGGAACAUGUAUCGAUGGAGUGAACAACUACAUUUGCACUUGCGUACCUGGAUUUGAAGGAAAGAACUGCAGCAUCAGUAAGCAUUUAAAGAACUUUGUUAAACAUAUGUUUUAUUUAUCAGUCAGAAGAAAUGUUUUCUAGGUGCUGGGGUGCACAAUAACGUCCGUCGGACCAAUAAAAAUGCUUUUCGUUGCCGUAUCAAGUUUUUUCUUCUAUUUCUUAGACAUUGACGACUGUGAUCCUUACCCGUGUGUAAACAAUGGAACAUGCAUAGAUGGUGUAGAUAAUUAUACUUGCGCAUGUGUCCCUGGCUUUCAAGGGAGGAACUGUGCUAUAAGUAAGUAUUUUUCAUGAAGGUAUUUAAAAAGUGGGUGUUUUAACUUAUCUUUAAAUUUUUAGUUUGGACGAUUUCAUUUUAUUGCAAAAAAAGAAAAAAAAACAGUUCCCAUUGUAUUUUCGUUGACAGGUCUACACUUUCUUCUCCCUUUUUACCACUUUAAAUAGAAAAUUUACCCAAAGCAAAGGAAUUUUUGUGGUUUUGUUUUCUUUUAUUUAUUAUUUUUUGUUUAUUUAAGUAUUUACAUUGGAUAUAGGGUGCAAUCGCGUAAUUUGUGUGCAUCUUGUAUUUCAUCAGAUAUUGAUGACUGUUAUCCCAACCCGUGUGAAAACAAUGGAACAUGUAUUGACGGAGUGAACAAGUAUACUUGCGCUUGCGUGCCUGGAUUUGAAGGAAAGAACUGCACCAUCAGUAAGCGCUUAAACAAGUCUUUCAAACAAACCUUGAAUUCAUCAGUCAUCAGUUAUAUUUUCUAGGUGCUGUGGUGCGCAAUGACUUCCACUGGACCAGUUAAAACUGUUUUCCCCCUUUUUUCAGACACAGAUGACUGUGAUCCUUACCCGUGUGUAAACAAUGCAACAUGUAUAGAUGGUGUAAACAACUAUACUUGCGCAUGCCACCCUGGCUUUGAAGGGAGGAACUGCAACAUCAGUAAGUUACCUAUUAAGGAAUUUUGUUUUUGGCUUUUACUGCGCACACACAUACGUACAGAAAAUUGAAAAUCGACUACCUCUUCUAUGGCUGAAUUCGUAUACGAAUAAGAAAAAUAUCAACAAUGACGUCACGAUGAAUCCGCCUAUACUGUGCAGGUUAUACAUACGUGUCAUACCGGCAAAUUAUUGGUUUAACUGGUAAGUUCCUUUCUUUGACUGUGUCUUCUGUUGUGAAAUGACGUCAAAAUGCAUUUUGCUUGUUUCAUUUUAUCUCGUUAUUUUAAUAAUUCCAGACGUUUGAAAAAUAAAAUCAAGUUGAGAACGCUUUCAGAUAAUCGCGAAACCUUUUUUUUUUAUUCUGUACUUGCCUUUCGAAAUCGCGAAAAUAAAAGCCCGCGAAAUGCCGUCUCACAAAAAUCGCGAAAUUAAGUACCAAGGCAUUUUAUCAGAUAUUCACGGAUAUACCAGCUAAUGUGAAAACAAUGGGACAUGUAACGAUGGAGUGAACUACCACACUUGCUCUUGAGUACCUGGCCUUGAAGGGAAAACUGCACCAUCAGUAAGCUCUUUAACAACUAAUUAAUAGUUUUAUUUAUAUAUUUAUUCAUUUUAAUUUAUCAGUCAGCGGGACAGUAGAUAUUGUUAUCACUGCGUCACUCCUGUUUCUUCCUUUUUUAGACACUGAUGAUUGUGAUCCUCACCCGUGUGCAAACAAUGGAACAUGCACAGAUAUGGUGAAUAACUAUACUUGCGCAUGCCAGCCUGGCUUUGAAGGGAGGAACUGUACUAUCAGUAAGUUUAUUUGUUAUUCGAGAAUAUUUUAGUACGAGUAUUUUAUGUUGAUGCUGUAUUGGUCCUGGAGAGUGAACAAAAGCGUGACCAAGCUAAAAGCUUUCUUCAAGAUUUUUGUUGGAGCAAAUCUAUUGGUUAUUUCUACCCUGAAAACUUUUGUCCAGGACAAAUGCAAGCCGUAUGGCUUGGACUCCCCUCCUUUGCAGAGUCUUCCUUUCCCUCCACGAGAGUCUGUACAGGUGGAUGUCCGGGCGGUGUGCGCUGGCGUCAGGCUAAAUUUCAUUGUAUUUUAAAAAAAUUGUCUGAUAGGUUUCCAAUUUCCAUGAUAAUUGAGGUUCGUUUCAUAGUUCCAUUGACUGAUUCUCCCAUUCUUCAUAAAAUUUUACUCUUGAAAACAUUAUAAUGAGAUACAUACUUCUCAUUUUUUAAUCAUAUAAAAGCUUCCGUAAAGAUUUUGUGCCUAAUGAAUUCCUUGUUCAAGUAAAGCGGUUUUUAUCAAUUUAUUAUUGUUUUAUUUUUUGACAAAUAAAUUUAUGAGAAAGUGAAGUUAUUUCAACCGGAUAAAGGGGUUUUUUUUCUUGGUACUUUAUCAGAUAUUGAUGACUGUCAUCUCAGCCCGUGUGAAAACAAUGGAAUAUGUAUUGACGGAGUGAACAACUACACUUGUGUCUGCGUAACUGGCUUUGAAGGGAAAAACUGCAACAUCAGUGAGUUUUAAAACUACCUUAAUCAACAUGAUUAUUUAUAAUUCAUCAGUCAAUGGAAACGUUUUCAAGGUGCUAUUAUGAACAAUAAGUUUGUCCGCAAGGCCAUUAAAAAUUGUCGAGUUAAGUCUAUUUUGGUUGCUUUUUGUCAGACACUGAUGACUGUGAUCCUUACCCGUGUCUAAACUAUGGAACAUGCAUCGAUGGUGUGAAUAACUAUACUUGCGCAUGUCAUUCUGGCUUUGAAGGGAGGAAUUGCAACAUCAGUAAGUUCUUUACUUCUUCUUCUUUUUCUUUUCCUUUUUCAGGAGGAAUUUUAAAAAUGUGUACGCUGUGAUACCCAAAUAGAUUUUCCACCCUUCAUAUAAUAUUAUUUCACUUUCUUAUUUAAAAAAAGGGCAAUUUCUCCAUGUAAACGUUUCAAUGGACAUAUUUUUCUUUUUUUGAAAAAAUACGAACAUAAAAAAGUAAAUUAUUCAUUAGCCGAUGGAAUCACUUUUUAAACUGAUUGUUAAUAUUGUGCCUCUUGGCUUCCUUUCAGAUAUUAAUGAAUGCUAUCCCAGCCCGUGUAAAAACAAUGGAACAUGUGUUGACGGAGUGAACAACUACACUUGCGCUUGCGUACCUGGAUUUGAAGGAAAGAACUGCGCCAUCAGUAAGUUCUUUAUAGCUUUAAUACACAUAGCUUCAACUCAUUAGCCAACCGAAUCGCUUUGAACAGGUUAAAGCUGAAAUGGAGGACAUUUACGUCCGCUGGACCAGUAAAAAUUAUGUUUAUUAUGUUAAGUCUAUUUUUCAGACACUGAUGACUGUGAUCCUUACCCGUGUGUAAACAAUGCAACAUGCAUAGAUGGUGUAAAUAACUAUACUUGCGCAUGCUCUCCUGGCUUUGAAGGGAGGAACUGCACCAUCAGUGAGUUC